GUGCUUGACAUUUUGAAGUUGCUUCUCCGGGGUGUUUGAACAGGAAGGCGGACAUGUUGGUCGGUCUGUGGGAGAAAAUCGGGCACCGUCCGCUGUUUUUUCUCUUUACCGAACCAGCGCACGUUUAAAAGUUGACGGGUAUGCCUUCUAACCGGGAGACGGAGCACCGCGGGCGGGCAACGGUCGAGAGCCUGUGACAACGCGCGGGAUGCCGCGGGAGGACCGCCGUUAGACGUUGAAACGAGACCGUGUUUUAAGCUCAUCGAAAUUUGGAAGAAGCAGAAGUUUUUUUCCCACCACUUCUACUUUUGAGCUGUCAGAAUCUAUUGUCGUUUUUUUUUUCUGCAAGGGCCCCAGACGGAAAUACGGGACCGGGGCCUGGACCAAACCCUCCCGCAAACUUUGCUUUUUUUUUUCUCUAAUUGGCAAAACGGCCUAACUUUGAAUUGCCUUUUGUUCGGAUGCACCCGCAUUUUAAGCCCUUAUCCUCAGCGGCAUCCUGCGGAGGCUGACUAAUCUGUCGCCGCAUUUAUCUUUUGCCACUGAAGUUGUCUGCCACUUCACACUGGAAUAAAACAAAAAAAAACUCUCUUUGGACUCCGAGAAUGUGGCUUUUGUACAUUCAGCGCAAUCUUAAACGUUUCAUCGUCUGUGAAAGCUCGAGGAGAACGAUGUAUUUUCUUUAAAAGUGCGGCGCGCGCGGUUCACGCUAAGAAAGGAACAUUUGGCUAGCUAGCUAGCUACUGCUGGCUGCUAAGGCUAGCUAGCCAGCCGUCUGCCUCGCCAGUGAGCUGUUUUUGUCCGCGGCUCAACGCCGUGGGCCGACUUUAACAGCAAACAUGUCCGCCGGGGAAAGCAUGGCGGCUCGGUUUGAAAAGAUCGAUGCCAUGUUGAAGAACCCGAAGUCCGAAGUGAACACGGAUUGUCUUCUGGAUGGUCUGGACGCGCUGGUGUACGACCUCGACUUCCCCGCCCUGAGGAAAAACAAGAGCAUUGACAACUUUUUGAGUAGAUACAAGGACACCAUUAGUAAGAUUCGUGAUCUACGCAUGAAAGCGGUUGACUAUGAGGUGGUUAAAGUUAUCGGGAGGGGAGCAUUUGGAGAGGUGCAACUGGUAAGACACAAAGCCACGUGCAAGGUGUACGCCAUGAAGCUGCUCAGCAAGUUUGAGAUGAUCAAGAGGUCGGACUCUGCUUUCUUUUGGGAGGAGAGGGACAUCAUGGCUUUUGCCAACAGCUCAUGGGUGGUGCAGCUCUUUUUUGCAUUCCAAGAUGACCGCUACCUCUACAUGGUGAUGGAAUACAUGCCGGGUGGCGACUUGGUGAACCUGAUGAGCAACUACGACGUCCCUGAGAAGUGGGCCCGUUUUUACACCGCUGAGGUGGUUCUGGCUUUGGACGGAAUCCACUCCAUGGGCUUCAUUCACAGGGACGUGAAGCCCGAUAACAUGCUGCUGGACAAAGCAGGCCAUUUAAAACUGGCAGACUUUGGGACCUGCAUGAAAAUGAACAAGGAUGGAAUGGUACGAUGUGACACAGCAGUGGGAACUCCAGACUACAUUUCGCCCGAGGUACUGAAAUCCCAAGGAGGAGAUGGCUAUUACGGCAGAGAGUGUGACUGGUGGUCAGUGGGAGUGUUCCUGUACGAAAUGCUAGUUGGCGACACUCCCUUCUACGCAGACUCCCUGGUGGGGACCUACAGCAAAAUCAUGAACCACAAGAAUGCCCUGAACUUCCCCGACGACAGCGACAUCUCCAACGAUGCCAAGAAUCUCAUCUGUGCUUUCCUCACUGACAGGGAAGUUCGACUGGGCCGCAAUGGUUUCGAUGAGAUCAAGAGGCAUCCUUUCUUCAAGAACGACCAGUGGACAUGGGAGAACAUCCGAGACACGGCCGCCCCUGUGGUGCCUGAACUGAGCAGCGACGUCGACACCAGUAACUUUGAUGACAUCGAGGAGGAUCGGGGAGAGGAGGAGACCUUCCCCAUACCAAAGGCCUUUGUGGGCAACCAGCUCCCCUUCGUCGGCUUCACUUACUACAGCAGUCAGCACCAGUUGCGCAGCUCCAGCGCCCCCACAAAGACCAGCGAGAAGCGUAGCAGUGCCACAAAGGAAGACAAGAGUCAUCUGGAGAACCUGCAGAAAAGGAUUUACCAGCUGGAGGAGCAGCUCCACAGUGAGAUGCAGCUGAAGGAUGAGUUGGAGCAGAAAUGCAGGACAUCAAACACCAAGAUGGACAAGAUCAUAAAGGAACUGGAUGAAGAGGCGAACCUGAGGAAAAGUGCGGAGAGCAGCAUCUCUCUGCUGGAGAAGGACAAGAUCAUGCUUCAGCACAGAUUCACAGAGUACCAAAGAAAAGCUGACCAGGAUGCAGAGAAGAGGCGCAACCUGGAGAAUGAGGUGUCGAGUUUAAAGGAGCAACUUGAAGACAUGAAGAAGAUCAGCCAGAACUCUCAGGCCUCAAAUGACAAGAUGGUCCAACUGCAGAAUCAGAUGGAAGAGGCCAACGACCUUCUGCGAGCCGAGUCGGACACGGCAGCGAGGCUGAGGAAGAGCCACACCGAGAUGGCCAAGUCCAUGAGCCAGCUGGAGAGCUUGAACCGCGAGCUGCAGGAGAGAAGCCGGGCGGCGGACAGCGAGAAGGCCCAGCUGGAGAAGGAGCUCCUGCUUCUGCAGAGUUCCCUGGACUCUGAGAGGAGGAACUACAGCCUCGGCUCCGAGGAGAUCAGGGAGCUACAAGCCAGGAUGGCGGGCUUGCAAGAGGACAACAAAAGCUUGAAGCUCAGCCUCUCCAAGGUGGAGUCGGAGCGCAAACAGGCUCAGGAGAGGAGCAACAACCAAGAGAAGGAGAAGAACAACCUGGAGAUAGACCUGAACUACAAACUGAAGACGCUGCAGCAGCGUCUGGAGCAGGAGCAGACCGAGCACCGGGUGACGCGGGCGCAGCUCACCGACAAAUACGAGUCGAUCGAAGAAGCCAAAUCGGCCGCCACGAAUGCUGUUCAGCAGAAGAUGUCCGAGGAGAACGUUGCGAGGAUGCGAGCGGAGAGCCGGGUCGUGGAGGUCGAGAAGCAGUGCUCGAUGUUAGAGUUUGAUCUCAAGCAGUCUGUGCAGAAGAUGGAGCAGCUGAUGAAGCAAAAAGAGCGGCUGGAAGAUGAGGUGAUGAAUCUGCAGCUUCAGGGAGAGCAGGAGUCGAGCAAGCGCGUCCAGACUCAGAACGACCUGAAGGGCCGCAUGCAGGAGGUGGACCGACUCAGGUGUUCAGAGAAGCAGCUCAAGCAGGAGAUCAACGCGUCGCUGGAGAGCAAGCGCUCUCUGGAGUUCCAGCUGGCGCAGUUGACCAAGCAAUACAGAGGCAACGAGGGACAAAUGAGGGAACUUCAGGACCAGCUUGAGGCCGAACAGUAUUUUUCUACGCUUUACAAAACUCAGGUCAAGGAACUUAAAGAGGAGAUUGAGGAAAAGAACCGGCAGGUACAAGAGACUCAUAAAAGGGUGCAGGAGUUGUGCAGUGAAAGGGACUCCCUGUCCGCCCAGCUGGAUCUGACGGUGACCAAGGCCGAGUCAGAGCAGCUGGCCCGAGCCCUGCAGGAGGAGCAGUACUUUGAGCUCAGCCAGGAGAACAAAAAGGCAAUCAGUAGACAUAAGCAGGACAUCGGGGAAAAGGAGGCCACUAUUGCUCGGCUUGAGGAAUCCAAUAACACUCUGACCAAAGCUGUGGAGAACCUCAGCAAAGAGAAGACUGACUUAAGCGAGAAGUUCAGUAGUCUGGAGGAAGACUAUGCUGCUGAGAAGGAAGAGAUUUCCAACACAAUCAAGUCCAACUAUGAGAAGAUCCUCAACACGGAGCGCACACUGAAGACUCAGGCGGUGAACAAGCUGGCAGAGAUUAUGAACCGAAAGGACAUGAAGCUGGACCAGAAGAAGAAGGGCAGUACCGCCGACCUGCGGAAGAAGGAGAAGGAGAACCGCAAGCUCCAGCUGGAACUCAAUCAGGAGAAAGAGAAGUUCAACCACAUGGCCAUCAAGUACCAGAAAGAGCUGAGCGAGAUGCAGGCGCAACUGUCGGAGGAAUCCACGUAUCGCAACGAGCUGCAAAUGCAGCUGGACAGCAAGGAGAGCGACAUCGAGCAGCUACGGGAGAAACUGAACGACCUGCAGCUGCGCAUGGACACCUCGAGCGUCACCAGCCUGCAGACCGACGAGACCGACGGCAACAUCGCAGAAUCCAGACUGGAGGGCUGGCUGUCGAUUCCCAACCGAGCAAAUAUCAAGCGAUACGGAUGGAGGAAGCAGUAUGUGGUGGUGAGCAGCAAGAAGAUUCUGUUCUACAACAAUGAGGAGGAUAAGGAACUGUCCAACCCCUCGAUGGUACUAGAUAUCGACAAACUGUUUCACGUGAGACCAGUCACACAAGGAGACGUGUACCGGGCUGAGACAGAAGAGAUUCCAAGGAUAUUCCAGAUCCUUUACGCCAACGAGGGCGAGUGCAGGAAGGAGGCGGAGAUGGAGGCUGUCCCUCAGGGCGACAAGACCAACUGUCUCCCACACAAAGGCCACGAGUUCAUCCCCACGCUGUACCACUUCCCUUCAAACUGUGAGGCCUGCUCCAAGCCGCUGUGGCACGUCUUCAAGCCGCCGCCGGCCCUGGAGUGCCGCCGCUGCCACGUCAAGUGCCACAAAGACCACCUGGACAAAAAGGAGGACCUUAUUGCUCCUUGCAAAGUAAACUACGAUGUGACCUCUGCCCGGGACAUGCUCCUGCUGGCUCUGACCCAGGAUGAGCAGAAGAAAUGGAUCGGCCACCUGGGAAAGAAGAUUCCCAAGACCCCACCAUCCACAUUCUCGCGGGCCUCGCCUCGCUCCAUGUCCACGCGCUCCGGACCAAACCAGUCCUUCCGCAAGAACCCUAAAGGCAAUACCACGAAGCUGAGCAGAGCGCAGUCCAGCCUCCAAGCCGCAGACACAACCUCCAGCACUUGUUGACAGGAACUUCUUCACACAGUGUUUCAAAACAGAAUCUUUUUUGGACCUUUUUUUCCCCCCCCUUUCGGCUUUAACCAUGUCUAUUUAUUCUGUUACUGGGUGUUUGUAACGCGAGACACUUCCUGGUGGGUUGGUUGGUUGGUUGACUCCGGGGCUCUUUCCAGUUGACACUUUUCUCUAAUUGGCACUAAUGUGUUGUUGGGUUCAGUAACUAACAUGGACUUACUAUGCAACUCUAGAAUAGUCCGUAUAAAGGAUUUUUACCCAACCUGUCAACCUUGAUGCAAAGAUGGCAGCGGCUUACUAACCCAGGUGAAAAUAUGUCUCCCUUUUACUGGACACCUCUCUUUUGUCUUUUGUUUCAGCUAACCAUCUGAACCGUUUGGAUUUUUUUUCUGGACUCUAAACUUUUCCUCCUUCCUCAUCCUCAAAAAAAACCAACAGAGAAACCUGUAUUACAUAGAAAAUUCUUCAAAAAAGAGAGAAUAUAUCAAUAAAUAUCCAGCGCUGGAAAAACUGCAACACACAUCAGACACGAGGCGCCGGGGACGGAAAGAGGCCUCACACCCGUCUCCGCUGUCCACGUUCAAGAGACGACCGUUACUCAACCCAACGGACCUGCAGCUCUCCAUUUCUACCACAAGAGGUCCCCCUCGUCUUGGACUUUAAGAUGGACAGUGAGAGGGACUCAUGUCAUGGAGAGUUCUGUGUUUCAUACUAUAUUGCAGUUCUGAUGGAAGUGGGCAGGUGAACGGGGGUUUUGCUGGGACGAAGUACGUCUUCAGUUUAAGGUACUGUCAUACAGGGAUUGCAGAUCUGCAGUGACUCGGGUGAAAAAUGAAUAUCCAUGUUGUCAUUCCAUCCCCCCCGCCUGACAGACACUGAACCUAAAUGCAAGCAAGCUUCUGUUUCCGGCAAACGAAAAUGACUGCUGCCUUUAUGUUAUAUCUCUGGCCUUUUUGCCUUUAUUCUUAUAUUUCUGCAAGUCACUUCAUGUCAGGUUCGGGACAGAGUAUUGGGACAUAAGUAUUAGAUGUUUUGAGUAUUGAGUGAGGAGCAUGCAGGAUCAUCAUUUAAAUCUAUGCAUUAUUUUUAUUAUAAUUAUUUUUAUUGCUCCAAGCCAUAAGGAAUAUUCCAUUGUAAUGGCAUAUAGGGGUCCUAAAACUUAAUAGAUUUUGUUUGUUUAUUUGGUACAUUGUUUUUUUUUUUUUUUUGUAAUGUAUUGCCUUACAUUGAUUCAUAGAUACAUGGUUCAAAAGGAAAACAUUAAGUUAACAAAUGUAAAACUGCACUGUUUGAAUUGUAAAUUAUUUGUAGACUAAACAGGUGUAGCAUUUGGCCCACCUAGUGCCUUAACGUUUGGAUAUUGAUUUUACUGCCAUAUCUGUUUUUUCUUCCCUCCCAAACAAGACAAAUCGUAACUCUUCCAUUGCUUAUUUUUUUAAAUCGCCAUGCAUCUCUGGUUUUAUCUGAACUUCUUCUCUCUGGUUUCAGUAUAUAAAAUUAUAUAUAUAUUAGAUUACUUCUUUACGGACACAUUGCAAUAAAGUUAUUGUGUCAAAAAGUCCCAAAACUCGGUUCAUAUCAUAAGACAAAUGUCACGAUGGUGUACCUAAAGGGAGAACACCAGCGUCAAUCAUUGAUUGGCCUGGUUAACAAUGAGUUGUUUCUCUAACACAGUGAUGUCCCGGUAAUGCAACCCCCCCCCCGCUCCCCCACAGUGUAUAUAAUGAGAGCGACAUAAGGAUUAAGGAAUACCUCCGCAAUCUUUUUAUUUGUAACUUUUUGUUCAGUUGAAAAAAAGCACUGGAACUAUGAUCUACUCUUGUCUUGGAUAAUUUGCAUGGUUAAUUGCAUUGCAGUCCGCACUGAUUGAUAUGUCAAUAAACAUAUCUUUAUCAUU
This is a messenger RNA of Gasterosteus aculeatus aculeatus (three-spined stickleback), 6888 nucleotides long. It is a transcript of the gene rock1, whose product is annotated as Rho-associated, coiled-coil containing protein kinase 1. Gene Ontology annotation, molecular function: ATP binding; small GTPase binding; Rho-dependent protein serine/threonine kinase activity. Gene Ontology annotation, biological process: embryonic morphogenesis; mitotic cytokinesis; Rho protein signal transduction. Lineage: Eukaryota; Metazoa; Chordata; Actinopteri; Perciformes; Gasterosteidae. Gene Ontology annotation, cellular component: cytoplasmic stress granule; cytoskeleton; cytoplasm. The record is from RefSeq and is a predicted model, not a curated record.